CAUUCGUGAAUUCUCGGCCCCCCGCCCCCCGUUGCAUAGUAACAAGAGCAAUUAAAGAAGCAGAAAGUGCAAUGAUUUAACGCUCAACGUAUUUUUCCCAUUUGCUCGACCGUUCGGUCUAGAAACAUGCCGGAGCGUUAGUGCGGUUAAUUAAGUCAUACCAUGGCAGGAGAUGCAGCCUCCUUGAAUACCCUGGAAGGACUUAUGAAAGAGUUUUUCUCCAAUGAAACAAGCAAUGGACGGAAACAUGAAAUUGAACAAGUCCUUCAUGCUUUUAGCAGUCAGCAGGGAUCCUGGCAGCACUGCCUUUAUUUCCUUGCUCAUUCUGCGGAUCCCUAUGUCAGCAUGUACUGCCUAUCUACCAUUGAGACUGUUAUAAACAAGCAAUGGUCUGCAUUAGCUUGGGAGGAAAGAGCUCAACUUAAGUCUGCGCUUUAUCAAUUAUUAAUACAACGACAUACAUCUGUUCCCCCUUUUGUUAAAAAUAAGCUAGUUAAACUUGUAGUGGAUAUAGCUCGUUUGGACUGGCCUCAUUUUUACCCAGAUUUUUUCACAAAUAUUAUUCAGCUGUUGCAGAGUGCAGAGACAAUUUCGUUAGGAUUAGUUUUUGUUCAAACUUCUUCGGAAGAGUUAAUAUCGUCCAGAGAAGAUCUAAGUGUUUCUCGCAGAGAAGAACUGCGGAGAUUACUUCUCCAACAUGUGCCUCAAUUAUUUGCCAUCCUUACAGGUAUUCUAGAGCAAGCACAGCAAUCAGAAGGGAAUGCCAGCCGUAGAGGGAGCUCCAGUGGUUCAGUAGGUGCCCCUGCUGUCACCGCAACACCACCACCUAGUCCAACUCAUGGCCAACCACACUCAGCUUCCCCUCCUGGCUCUCUUUUGAGCUGUAUGCUAUCGUCAGGGGGUAGAGAAAGAAGCACUGGUGUUGUGAGAUUGGCUCUUGAAGCACUCUCACAUCUGUUGUCAUGGGCCCCUUUGGGUCCCCACGUAUCUCCCUCUCUCACAUCUGUAGUAUUUUACUGGAUCCAUGCACAUCACUCGGUACAUGCAAGCAAUACGGAUACAAGUUUGAGUGUGCUAGCAAUGGCGACAGUCAAUGAAAUAUUUUACAAGAAGUGUGUUCCUAAUGACUGGGAAGAAAAUUUAUUAAGCCUUUGUGAGCAAGCUUUGGCUCUAAGUCAUGAACUAAUUAAUCAUAUUGGAAAUCUUUCGGAAGACCUUAUUGAAAAGCUACUGGAUUUUUUGAGACUAGUUGUUAGCCAGCAUUUGCAUCGACUAGAGAAAAGUCCUAAAUGGCUUGUGUCACAGUUACUUUCUCUUUUAUUGAGAUUCACUUUUCAACAGCCUAGUUUAGAUGGAUACUACCAGUGUCUUGAUAUAUGGGAACAACUACUGGAAUAUCUUCAACAACGACAAAAUAGUCAGCUCAAUGCAAGGUAUCAGGAAGCCUUAGUUUUAUUAGUUGGCCAAGUUUUGAAAAAAAUGCAGUUUCGUCAAAAUAGGAAUGAACUUUUAAAUCUUGAUGAUGAAUCUCCUGAUGAUGAUGGAGAAACUGAAUGGCAAAGAUUUCUUCAAAAAAGCAUAGAAAGCAUUGCCACUGUUGCUGAGCUUGCCCCCCUCCAUAUUUAUGCUCUUGUGCUUGAACCAUGGAAAGAAGUCUGCUCAGAAUACACCCAUUUAUGCUCUGAGAAAGUAGUAACCAGUACUGACUUACAAUAUUCAGUUCGAGAUCUAGCAUCUUUGACUCAGGCUAUCGGUCGGUUUUACCCUCACUUUACGGGUGAAAGUUUUUUGCCUGGAGUACAACAAGCCCAACAACUGGUUCAGGGCCUUGUUGCUAUGGCUGCUUUGGCAACGAAGCUUCGUCCUCAUCAUUGGUCCCUCUCCCCAACAACUAUUUCACGAAAUUUGUUGCUUGUACAUGUACAAGUGCUAGCUGCGUUAAAGGCAUGGAGUCACUGGAUUGCACAAAUGCAAGCAAGUUCAGUUGAUCAUGCCCUAGUAGAUCGCUUAAUCAAUGAUAUGGUGCGAGCCACUGUAGCACUCUUACAAGAUCAAAAUGAACAAUCAACCCUUGUACAUGCAGCUGCUCACCUACUGCUAACACUGGCAGGCACAGUAAAAUCAGGUCAACUUUGGAGUAUGGAAUAUGUACGCAGCCUCUAUAGUGACCCUCUUACUCAUCUGGAAUCUACUACUCAAGGUGUAGUCCGACAAGCACUCUGCAGUGCAUUAGUUGCUGUUGGAAAUGAAGAGUGCUUCGAAGAAAGACACAAGCUUAUGGCGAUGCUUGUUGAUGCAAUGACAAAUGAUGUGAGAAGAAUAGCAGCGGCUGGAAUACACAAUCCUCAAGAUGCAGCACCUGUAAUUUCAAGAACAUUCCGUUCACUUGCAGAGUUUAUAGAAAAUUCACAGGUGGAAAAUACAUGGGGAAAGAAGCUGCUGUGUUCGUCACUGCAGACUUGGUUGGAGCAAUCUUUGAUUUUAUUCCCCAAUUAUGUCAGUGAUGCGGAGGUCAGUGAACAAAUCUUGAACUUUUUCCUUGCUUCUUUUGGUACAUUCCAAGUUCAGCUUGGGGCAGCGUUUACUCAGCAAGCUGUUCAUACAUUCCUUGAGUGCUUUACCCGUGAGCAGCUUUCUGUUUGUCUGCUUCAAGAGAAGUGUGGUGGUGUAGAAAGGUUCCUACACAUUCUGCAGCUUAUUGUAACACAGCCAGGCAAUGCAUUUAAACACUUCAUUCCCUCUAGUAUUACUUUAUGCAUGGAUCACAUAUAUCCUGUCAUUGCAGAACAUCAAGCUCCAUUAAUUAAGCCUGCUGUCUUCCAGCUUUUGUUCAGUAUUUUGUUACACAAAUGGCAAUAUUUUUACUCCAGUCAACUGCAACAGACAAGUGUCAAGUCAGAACACAAAGCACAGCUUCUUUCAAUCCUCAAUGCAUUUGGUCAGUCGCUUCUUCAGUCUGAUAUAAAUGUUUUUAGGCAAAAUCUCCAAAACCUAGAAAUAUUAAAUAAUCGCUGGAAACUUUAUCAUAAGGCUGAAUUCUGUGAAGGGCUUCUUCCCAGAUUUUUAUCAGUUCUUCUUGAAACCUUAGUCAACAAGUCACAUGCCCUUCUAAGUGAAGACAUUGCUGUGGCAGUCUUCAACAUGGCAAAUGUUGAUUUUAGCUUCUUUUUCUCAUCAUUUCUACCUGAAUUUCUACAAACAUCUGAAGGUUUAGAUGAUUCUCAAAGAGUCAUUUUACUUCGUAAUUUUAACAAUUCUACCGAUUUGCCAUCAUUUACUCAAAAUGUGUCUCGUCUAACAAAUGACAUGAGGUGUUACAAACUUUGCAAUUCAUUUCUUCCUGCUGGUAGUAUCCAACUCUGACAAGUUUCGGGUCUCAUUCUACUGUAAAGGUUAAGUUUUCAUUUUGUUUGUUAGAAACCAGCAGGAUUUAGAAAAUGUGAUUAAAUUUGUGUUUCCAUGGUUAAAAUUGUGGAUUUUAAAAAUAUGAAUGCUAAUUUCUGUGAUGUGAAGUUUUUCAUUCAUUUUCACUGUGCCAUUUCAUUGUACAUAAUUUCUCAUUCAUUCUUAGUUAAUCUCUACAUAAAUGUUGUUUCUAUUACUUAAAAAUCUUGUAAAAAGAAGUUUUGUUUGUACUUUUGUUUUGUUUGAGGGUGGUCCAGUGUUUGUAAAGAUGCUUGUUAGUAUGUAUCAGUCAUUUCAUACGAGUGAGGAAGCAGAAAAAGUGCAUGUAAGGAGAAAUCUUCUGUGUUUACUUAAAAAGUGUGGGAAAUGCUUGAAAUAAUUUAUCAACAUUCCUAGCAUUUAUGACAAAAAACAUUGCUUUGUUCCUUAUAACCUUCACCUAUUCUACAAAAUAUUUUAAAAUUUCUUUUGGAUUUUCAGUUCAACUUAAUGAACUGAUAUUUAGUUUUUUCAAAAGUUUUUGUAUCUACUACAAUUUUUAGUGUUUGUUAACAAAUUUUAAAGUAAUCAUAUUGUUGAGAGAGUUUUUAACUCCGCUGCCAUAUGUGAAGUGAAGCUGGACUGCAUAGGAUUGUAAGAGAGCUGAUGAUAUUUUUUAGAGGAAGUUGUUUUUUUUUUCUUUUAUUAUCCCUCAGUUUGUGUCUGUUUUAUAAAGGUAGCAACCCUAAUUACAUGUUAUUAUGAUGAAAGGCUGACUAGUAUUUUACAGUAUUGUGUGGUAAAAUGAAUAAGGGACGGUCAUACUGUAUUUAAAACCAGUAUUUUUACAUUGAUUUUGUCCAGUCUUAACUACUGUUUUGUAAAACAUAUUUCGAGAUGCUGCAGAUGUCGCUAAUCAAAUUGUUUCUUGCAUUUGUCAUCUUGUCACCUGUUUGAUUGUGAAUAGAGCAAACGAGGAUAUUUUAAAGAGAAGUAUUCACAACUUGGUUGCAGUGUGGAAUCUAGGAGGUAAAUAAUUGUCUUACUGAAAAGGGACCAGAUAAAUCAAUCUCAGAGGUAAAAUGAACUUGCUGCAACUUUGUUUCUUAACUUUCCAUUUGAACUGUAUGGUCUUUUUAAGAAAUUAAUUAUCAUGCCAUGUGAUGUGUUAUAUACAGUAACUUAUGGGAGAUUUUACACCAUUGUAUGCUGCAGACGGUGGAAGAGAAUUGACACUUUUGUCGUUUGUCAGAGAAUUUAUGUAUGCAUCUGUGAAGACCACAACUUUUGUAAGCAAUAAUUUAUGUAUGACAUUUAUGAGGGGAGUUCAGCUCCCUUCGGUUUCAUGCUUUUGAACUGUUUUUCCUCCUGAGUAGCUUUUUUACUUUUGAACAUUUUGUAUGACACCCAUAGUUUGUAUUAAAUUGUAAUAAAAACGUUUGAUUGGUGAUAAUCGUAAAUUGAA
Messenger RNA from Frankliniella occidentalis (western flower thrips), 4849 nucleotides. It is a transcript of the gene ebo, whose product is annotated as exportin-6-B. Gene Ontology annotation, biological process: protein export from nucleus. NCBI's taxonomy places the organism in Eukaryota, Metazoa, Arthropoda, Insecta, Thysanoptera, Thripidae. Bases 163 to 3363 code for a protein of 1066 amino acids. The transcript has 17 exons. Gene Ontology annotation, molecular function: nuclear export signal receptor activity; small GTPase binding. The record is from RefSeq and is a predicted model, not a curated record.